Molecule: messenger RNA, 5955 nt
Organism: Mytilus trossulus (common blue mussel)
Lineage: Eukaryota; Metazoa; Mollusca; Bivalvia; Mytilida; Mytilidae
Product: probable E3 ubiquitin-protein ligase MGRN1
Exons: 14
Coding region: 110-2023 (637 amino acids)
Biological process (GO): protein ubiquitination
Cellular component (GO): cytoplasm
Molecular function (GO): ubiquitin protein ligase activity
Source: RefSeq, a predicted model, not a curated record
GUAAAGAUGAAGACGUCACUCCCGGAAGUUCAUUUCAUGUUUAUGUUUUUAUGGUCUACAAGUACAAGAAAAAUAACAAUAAUUGAUACUUUUACAUAUUCUAUAAACAAUGGGGGCUUUAACAAGUCGACAGGCCAAUGGAAACGAAGAUAUUGACACUGCUUGUAACAACGUGUAUAGAUACCCACCGAAAUCAGGUAACUAUUUUGGAAGUCAUUUCAUUAUGGGAGGAGAAAGAUUUGAUAUGAGUCAGCCAGAAGCUUAUCUGUUUGGAGAAAAUCAGGAUCUCAAUUUUCUUGGAUCAAAGCCUGUUGCUUAUCCUUAUCCUUCAUCAUCAGGUAAUGAACCUACCAAAACACUUAAAAGUCUGGUCAACAUUAGAAAGGAUUCUCUUCGCUUUGUCAAGGUUGAUGAAGCUGAAGUAGAGGAUGAUCAGAAGACCACACACAGAUAUAAUGUAGAAUUUGUCUUUGAUUCAGAUGUCAAAUGUGCUAUUACUAUCUAUUACUUUGCAACAGAGGAGUUUAACAAUGGGCAACUUGUAAUCAACUCUAAAUAUCCUAUAAAGUCAGACACAUACCAUUAUAAGAAAGGGGCCAAUCAAUUGUUCUCACAGACAGGUCAUAUGAUAGAACCAACCAAUUAUACCGAAGAAGAGUGGCAGUAUGAUCCAGCUAAGGAUAUCAUCCCAGUGGUUAUACAUUGUGUAGUAGAAGAUGAAGAACAUCCAAACCAUGCCCAUCUUACAUUUGGUAUGGUAGAGAAAAGUUCAGCAGACAGUGGAUACAUACUGAAGCCAUUGAAACAAAAACAGUUUGUUGAUGGGUUGUCAUAUCUACUGCAAGAAAUAUAUGGGAUUGAAAACAAGCAGGUGGAUAGGUCCAAGCUUGAUCCAGAUGAUGAAGUUGAUGAUAGUGGUGCUGAAUGUGUGAUAUGUAUGUCUGACAUGAGAGACACUUUAAUUCUACCAUGUCGUCACUUGUGUCUGUGUAGUGCUUGUGCAGAGUCAUUGCGAUACCAAGCCAGUAAUUGCCCUAUCUGUCGAUCUCCAUUUAGAGCUCUAUUACAGAUCAGAGCAAUGAGAAGGAAACAGGCUAUUCCUGUCCAGGGAGAGAAUAAUGAAGAGAACCCAGUCAGCCAGGAUGGUGUACCUACAGGAUAUUUUGCAGUGUCAUUGAUAGAAGCAUUGAAUGGUCCCUGUAAUCAAAAUCUGAUGGGAGAUGAUUAUUAUCCAUCUGUUAGAAUGAUUCCCUCAAACGAAAAAGAUUCACAUCACAGAGACAAGAAAAGGAAAAGACAAACAUUACAAGUAGAUUCUGGGAAAGAUUCUGUAGUGACAGCCAAUCUGAAAUUAGAUGAUAAAAAGUUACUUGGAAAUGAAGAAUUGAAAGGAGGGAAGGAGACAGUUGAAGUGGUCAAAACUAAAGAUAAACUGAAACCACAUGUACCAAAAAUAUUCUCAGAAGACCCAGACAGUACAGAUGAAUCCAAGGUUGUAAAUGUCUCCAAUGAUUACAGUUCCGAUACACUUGAGAGCAAGGGCACACCAGAUGUUACAAAGUUGCGAGUAUAUGAUCUAAAUGAGUCUGAGGCAGAUAGUGAUUACGACAUGAAGACACAUCCUAUAACAGGUACCAGAUGUUCUACAGAAGAUUUAGCAGAUGAUGAGAGAGAAGAUACAUCUGAAGCUGAGCAAGAGCCAGAACCUGACUAUGAUGAUGAACCAAUAGGUAAAAAAACAGAAAAAGAUGCAGACAGUGAUGGCUAUAUUCCAACAGACUGUUACCCUGUUGGUUCCACACCAGAAGAGAAACCAGUCAACAGAAUAACUUAUGUUAAAGGUCUCAGCAAAAGUGAGGGAGCAGUCAAUAAAGACACUCAUGGUUAUGAGCCAAUGAAAGUCAGCAGUGAACUAUCCUUACCUGGGACGGGGUCCAGUACAGAAGGAUCAAGUUUCAGUAGUAAUCACAGUUCUGGUGCCCUGUUACCAGCAGGAACAGUAUCUGAUGAUGACAAAUCUUAAGAUAGAAACAGGAAAUACAAAGUAAUCUCCCUUUGUCUGUGAUCUGUGGCCAAGUUGAAUUUAAGCUUGGACAACAACAAAAUAAAAUGUGAUUAUUCAGAUGAUUAAUUGGUAUAUGUUAUAUGUUCAUUCAUGUAGGAACUUUGAUUAGUUAGUUCUCAACUUUUUGAAAGCAGUUGGACAUUUUCUAACCAAAAUUACACAGAUUCUUCUUCUGGAUUAGAAGUUGGGUACCUGCUAUUUUUAUUUGAGAUAGACACAAAAAGAAUUUAGCUGGAUUAAAUAUUUAUGUGAGUACUGAAGUUUCCCCAAAAUCAACAAAACAAAAAUAAAAAAAACCCAAUACAACACAUUGCAAACCAUAUUUGCAAAAAGUGCUAGUCUCUUUAGAAAACUAUAAUAAAUACACAGAAACUUAUAAAAAUAUCAGUAAAAUCUACAAAUAAGUCAAAAACUGUAAUCGGCUUCUUAUGUGAUUGUUUUUUUCUUUUUGGCAGUUAUCUUUAAAUUUAUAGUAGAUUGAGAUAAUACAGUACACAUGAAACAUAUUAAGGGUCAAUGUACUUAAAUUUGUUUUAUAAUGUUCUAUGAUUGGAUCUUCAUUUUUAACUGGUCUCAAUCUAACUUAAAGAAAGAUGUCAUUGGUUUCUUAUAGUUUUAAUGACUAUCAUGUUGUAAAUUUAUGUUGUUAGCAUUCAGACUCAUUGGACCUAAUAGUGUUUUUUUUUCAGUUUAAAAAUAUCAUUAUUUAUAACAUGUAUUUGUGUGUGUUUUUAAUUGUAUUGCAAGAAUUAUAAAAUGAUGGUGCUGUUGUUUAUUUGUAUAUAUAAGAUAUAAAUCUGUUCUUUAAUUAAUCUUGAUUUAAAAAUCAAAAAAAUCAAAAAAAUUAAAAUAAUGAAUUAUACAUUGAUAUGUUUAUAUUUUGCAUAAUUGAUUUAAGCAUAUAGAGUGACUCCUGACUACUGAUUAUUUUGAUAAUGAUUGAAAUGCUCUAAAAUUGUGUUGUUAUAAUUAAUAUACUUAUUUCUAAAAUUAUUAUGAAUUUGUCUUGUCUGUGAGAAAUAUUGUAAGUAUUCUAGCCUCCCCUUACUUGCAGAGUUGGGGUAAUUGUAAUUGUAAUCGUUAAUCAGCUGUAAUUGAUUACAAUUUUUCAAGUAAUCAUUGUAAUCAUUAAUCAGCCAAAAAUCUGAUUACAUGUAAUUUAAUUUAAACAAUUACUUUUCAAAAUACCCUAUAAUCCUGAUUACUUUAUGAUUACAUUCUGAUUACAAUGAAAAAAAUCUUAAACUGUGUUUAUGGUCAAUAAAGGAAACUUUUUGUUAUUUUUAUUCAAUUUAUAUUGAACAUGUUUAAUGAGAUAGUUUGGUUUACCUUUUUUUUUUUUUUUAUAUAUUAAACAUGACAAUUGGUUUGUAUACUUCAGUAAAAAUAAGCAGUUACAGUAUAGAAAAGCCAUUUAAUAGCCUAGGAAGAGAGAAGAGACAUAUAAUACAAUUAUAGGUUCUGGCCUUAGUUAAAGAUAUUUUACAUAUAUUCACAAUUUAAAGAUGUACAUAUUUGAUAAUAACUGUUGUAUUCAAGCAAUACUUUUCUUUAACCCUUAAUCAUAAUCUUAACAUGUUAAUGUUGUGAUUUUUGUCAUCUUUGAAUUGACAGGUAGGAAACCAAUUAAGGUUUGUUUUUAUUGCAAUUACCAACUGAGUAUAGCUGUAGGACAAUAUAUAUGGUAAAAGAUAAAUCAGACAUGUGAUAAUUUAUUCAAUAAGCACAAAAUUAAUUAAAAGUUGGACAAAUAUUUAAAAUAAGAAAAUUUUGGUAUGUAUUUGGACUGGACAUGUAAAAUGCAAUGAUUUUUAGCACUUGUAUUUUGUUUACAAUUUGAUUAAACUGGUACAAUUUCAUCCAUAUUUCAACUCCCAUAAACUGCACCUUGAAACACAUAUAAAUUAAAGUCUAGAAUAUGUCAGAAGACAAACAGCAUAUGCUUUUUAUAAAGCUAUAUUCAAUUGAAGUCAAAAUAAUUCAGAGAUACAUGAUGAUAAAGUGCAAUGGGUCGUAACCAGUGACACAAUGUUCAUGUAUGUAUGAAGUGAACUUUUGAGGUUUAUUAAAUAGAUGAAGUUGGAAGUUAUUAUUUUAUGAUAUAGCAAACACAAUACUUUCUAAAAAAUGCUAUAGUUAUAUAUUAAGUGUUUAUUUAUUCACAUCAUGCAAAAUGUUUUUUUUUUAAUCGUACAAAUGACAAAGUAAUUGUAAUUUGAUCAAUUACAUUAAAAGUAAUCGGACCCAUCUCUGCUUACUUGGGACUUUGUUAAGUGUUUUUAUCACAGGAAUUUUCCAGUUAUGAGAAAUUGGAAAAUAUUAUCUUUGGUUUAUACAUUGUAGCAUCCUUUCAUCUGACAGUAAAAACCUUGCCAAAGCGGAUUUUUUGCUUUUGCUUUGCAGAUGAAUUUAAUUUGCAGCCACUUCAGAAUUCAGAAUGGAUCAUUGAAUCUGAUGGCCUAUGUUUGAUCUGCAUGUUAAAAACCUUUUCACAAAGUAAUGAUGGGUCUGUAGGUCUGUAGCUGACAAUCCAUUUCUGAGAUUCUUACAGCAAUAGGUUACAUAUAUUUGCCGUAUUGAAUGAUUGUUAGGUGUACAUGUGCAUCUGACCUUGAUUUAACUUUCUUGGUUCAUUGAUUACCAUCAACUAAGUGAUUAGGUCAGCUUCUCAUAUGCAAUAAGCAAUAAAUCAACUAUAUUUGGUCUCAAGAGUGAUUAUAAGGUGUACAUGUAUGUAUGGCAAGGUUAAUCUGAGAUCUGGUCUAUUGAAACUAUUAGGAUUUAAGAACCUUGAUUCUAAAGCUUUCAUAAUUCAAUCAAUUAACAUCUGUUGAGGAGGCAAGACGUUUCAGUAUAUGGAUUCUCUGUUUCAGUUAUCUGAGCGGCACCAAAAAGUUAAAAUUUUAGCUGAAAAUGAAGCUUGAUGAAGAUAAUCAAGAAAUAAUUUCUUUUUGAAAUAGUCAGUAGUUUAUUUUUGUAACCAGAGAUUAUGUAUAUGGAAAAAAUAAUACUUUAUUUCAAUGAUUAUGACUUAAAAUUGUUGUGUUUGUGAACAUUUUAUUUUCAUUUGCUAAAUUAAUUGUACUAAACGUCUGUUGACAGUGUAUUACUUGCAGAUUAUGUUUUCAUGCACCUUCCACAUUUUGCUUCAUAUUUUAUGCAUUUAUUAAGGUUGACAGAAGUAAACAGAUUUUCAAAUCUUGUGAAUUGAGUAAGAAGAGACUAAACAAUGUAACAAACAACACCUAUAUAAGCAAAAAGAUGAAUGAAAUUAGCUGGGAAAAAGUUAGGGGUCAUCAAUUUUAAAGUAAAGUAGUGAUACGGAAAACAUGAGUAUAUCUGUAGCAGUCAAACUGACCCCUUUGACAUGAAAUUGUCCAUAUUUGUAUAUCAGACUAACCUGCUUUUGUAUAAUUUUGAUAUAAUUUGGCCAACAAGUAGUACAGUGUAAAAUCUGAUUGAGGAAAAGUUGGUGGAUUAUUUUUGAUUUCAUUUAUUAUUCUUUUUAAAAAAUACAUUGCAAAUAUCACUGUUCUGUCUGAUUUUCAUAUUCUUUUCUGAAAACACUUUCCAUAUGUUUAUGCAUGAAGGUCUUCAGCAAAAAUCCUUGUUUGGUUACAAACCGAUAAAAAAUAAUGUAACCAACAUAAUAACUUUUUAAAAAACUUUUUUCCUUUGAACAUACAAGUUAUAAAAAGAUCCAUUUGAAUUUAUUUGUCUGACAUUAGACACAUGCACCAUGAUUCUAUUGUCAGCCUCUUAAUGUGUACAAUUGAUAUAAAUUGUAUUUUUGGAAAAAAAUAAUCAUUUGUAAAUAAGUCUCUAUAAGUCAUUGUAAUUUAUUGUUAUAUGCUGCGAAAUAAUUGUUGUCAAUAAAAGCACAAAAAAUC